AUGAUAUUAAAGAGAUAUGAAGAUGGAGGUUAUAUUGUUUCUAAAUUUGAAGAAAGGCAUACUCAUCCUAUGUAUUCUCAUAACAAUGCUCAUUUUCAGAAGUCGAAAAGAAAGUUGACGUUGUUGCAUAAGAAAAUGAUUAUUGAUAAUUCAAAGAUUAAUAUUGGCCCUGUGAAAACAUUCAAAAUUAUGAAGGAAUAUGUUGGGGGAUAUGAGAAUAUAGGUGCUAGCAAGUCUGAUUUCAAGAACUUUCAUAGAGAUUUGAAGGCUUAUAUUGAAGGAUUAGACACCCAGAUGUUUGUUGACAAUUUUAAGAGGAAAACAUUGAUGUGGUCAGCAUAUUUUUUUUAUUAUGAAAUGGAUGAAGAUGGCUGUCUUUGUAGAGCUUUAUGGGCAGAUCCUAUUUGUAGGAAGAAUUAUGUUGUUUUUGGUGAUAUGGUCUCCUUUGAUACUAUUUACCAAAGUAACAGUAUAAUAUGGUCUUGGGGCUAUUCACACAAGAAAUGUGUUACUUUUGCUGUUGGGUUUAUAGCAAAGAAAGACGUAGUUUCAUUUCAAUGGCUAUGUAGAACAUUUCUUAAGGCAAUGGGCCAUAGAGAACCUAAUUGUUUAAUUACGGAUCAAGAUCCAACGAUGAAGAUUGCUGUUAAUUCUGUUUUUGAGCAAUAUUUUAUUCCUGCGUAUUUUAGAGGCAUUUUUGUGGGAGGAAUUAUGAGAACUACAUCAAGGUCUGAGAGUGAGAAUAGUUUUUUUUCGUCAUUUAUUAAUCCUCAUGUGUCUCUUGUUGAGUUUUUCAUGAGGUAUGAAACUGCGUUGGAUGCACAAAGACACAGUCAGGCACAAAAUGACAAUGAUUCACAGGAGAAGUACCCUCGAUGUAAGACAGAAAUGCUGAUUGAGAUGCAUGGUUCAAAGGUAUACACCGUUUCUGCUUUUUAUAAUUUUCAAGAUGAAGUUUAUAGUGCUUUUUAUUCUUGUUGUGUGGAUGAAUUGAGGAAGGAAAAUGGAAUGGAUAUAGCAGUAGUUAUUGAGGCUAAUAGGAGAAGAAAGUUUAAGGUUGUAUUUGAGUCUAUUAAUUAUGAAACUAACAUGCUCAUGGAAAAAAUUCUAUAG
Molecule: messenger RNA, 1113 nt
Organism: Chenopodium quinoa (quinoa)
Lineage: Eukaryota; Viridiplantae; Streptophyta; Magnoliopsida; Caryophyllales; Amaranthaceae
Product: protein FAR-RED IMPAIRED RESPONSE 1-like
Exons: 5
Coding region: 1-1113 (370 amino acids)
Biological process (GO): regulation of DNA-templated transcription
Source: RefSeq, a predicted model, not a curated record